Xiphophorus couchianus (Monterrey platyfish) is the source of this 5889-nucleotide messenger RNA. RefSeq names its product potassium inwardly rectifying channel subfamily J member 14 (gene kcnj14). The record is from RefSeq and is a predicted model, not a curated record. Gene Ontology annotation, molecular function: inward rectifier potassium channel activity. The transcript has 5 exons. Gene Ontology annotation, cellular component: plasma membrane. Lineage: Eukaryota; Metazoa; Chordata; Actinopteri; Cyprinodontiformes; Poeciliidae. Gene Ontology annotation, biological process: regulation of monoatomic ion transmembrane transport; potassium ion import across plasma membrane. The coding region runs from base 2191 to 3789 and encodes 532 amino acids.
UUGGACAAGGCACGCGGACAGAGCGUCGGUGCAGGAUAUCUCGCCCAGAGCUUUACUUUGAUUUCUUUUCCUUUUACAGCUUUUCCCCUCCCUAAAAAAGUAACCUUAACUUUUAAUGAAAAACAACCGAGUUUGGCGCUUGUUUGACUGUGAAAAAAUCCCACAUCGAGGCCUGUGUCUGCAUGGAUCCUUGUGAUGAACUUAUUCUUCAUGGUUAGGACUGCCGACAGAAAGAUAAUCCACUCAGUAGAUGUGAGAAACCAGCAAUGGAGCACUGAUUGGCUGCAUGUCAGGUCCCGACAGUCCAAACCAGAGGAUCACAAAUCCAAUCCUGGCAUCUGAUUAAAGGGAACUGGACAAACGGCAGACUGCCCAGUGAUCCUUCCUCCUUUACAUCGAAAAUUUGCUCUUACUGAUCAUGUAUAACAAAGCAAGGUCAACGCACAAGUCAAGAUGAACCCUUAUGUCAUUUCUCACUUCAGGAGGGAUUUAUUCCCCCAUUUUUAUUUGUUAUAAACCUGUAUUUUUCUGUAUUUGCACAAAUAUCAAAGCUGCUGCUCUCUGUUGUUUUGGGUAGUUUUUGUGUUUUUAGUGGUAUGACUUUUGGUUCUGGGGUCAUUUUUUGACCAAGGACCUUUAUUGUCACAUAAACUGGUUAAGCAAGGUAAUUCAACGAGCACAUUUUUAUUUGCACGGUGUAUUUGCGCAACAGUUUCAAUUUAAUCUUAAUGAUUAAUUUUAAAAAUGUAGUGCAUGUUGUUUUUUUAUAUUGCAUUUUAUUUUAUUAUGAUUAUCUUGUUAUCAAACAACAGUUUCUGAUGUCUUUGUCAAACAACAAGGAUUUAAGAGAUCUAAAUCCACAGAAAUGUUUUCCCUUCAUAGCAGCCUAUUUUUCAGUAAUUUGUCUAUCUUCUACUACCACCAGCUUUCUCAUCUGCGCUCAAAUGCUGAGUACUUUAAGAAAGUGAUCUGUGUAUUUACCUUUGCUUUACAUUUGAAUUAAUCACUUAGAAACUUAAAAUUAUUGGUUUCUCUUGAGAUAGAUCAUAGUAAUCUUUUCUUGUUGUUUUCUUCCCCACUUUUGUCAGGUGUUAAGUGAUUUCCCAGUCAUAAUGCAGUUUUGUAAUGAGGUACGUCCAUUCUGAGGUGUUGUCUCCUGCCGGUGAUAGUUAGAAGUAGAAAUCUAAACAUUAAUAUUUGCAGUAAAACGGUCAGUACAUUAAACAAGUUCAAAAUGUCCACCAUACAGAUCUGUAGUCUUUUAGAAAGUAAAUGUGAAAUAGCGAAAGCUGUGACAUGAUCAAAUAAGGAAUGAUGACCAAUAUAUAACAUUCAGUUGGGCUUUUACUGCAAAAGUGACCUUCCUACUUAUCAAUUUAUUAAAAUAGUUCAAGUGAGCUGCAUUUUUAGUUUUUAUGGUUUGUAUUUACUUUUUUGUGAUGACAUGUCUAGUCUAAAACAGGACUUUCAUUCUACUGUGUCUUUUUUACCUCAUGCUAAUUCCAAGUGGAUGUAAAUCUGGAAAUAUCUUUCAUUGUAAGACUGCAUGUUUUUUUCUCCUACUUUUCUGCAUGUUAUUUUCUGGAAUAGUUUGCUCAAACAGAAGUCAAAUAGGUUUUGUUUUGCACUUAUUUGCAUUGUUAUGAAAUGUAUGCCAUCAUGAGCUUAGUGAUCUUAAAAUGCUUCUAUUUGCAUUACCCAACUGCAAUGCAGUUUCAGUUUAUAUUCUUCAUCAAAUGAUGCCUGCUCAAAACCUCUAUACCUUCUUCUUAUUGGUUUAAACUGAACUCUACCAGCCCUGCAUGCUCUUGUGUCGCAUGCUGAGGUCAGUUCUCCCCUGAAACACCCGGAAUGAACUUUCGCAUGAACGCAAUUGCAAAAUAGGGACUCCUUGGUUUGCUUUUGUCAACCUUCACUUCAGAUUACCUGAUUUUAUUUACUUCAAAGAUUGGGUCUACCAAUAAAUAUAAUUACAUAAGACCCCACUUUUUCUGAACAAUUACAUACUUUGGAGAACCAAACAACCGGUUGUGGAUGAUGAAACAAAUGCCUGUUUGGAUUGAUGGUCAUUGCUUGGACCGCAAAGAUCUCAUUUUUUAAGAAAGACUGGAGGACUUUGAGGGUAAAACCUCUUAAUAAAUCUACUGACUAUACCAAGCCACACUGAGAUAUACAGAGAUUUUACUUCAGAUGAUGGGAGCGGCACGUAUUAAACGUCGCUUCAGUGCUGUGGUUGAUGGGCCAGUGGAGGAGGAGGAGGUCAUGAGGCUAGCACAAAGUGCAAGGGCAAGAGAGAGUCCAACCGGGUCAGGAAGCCCAACCAGCUCCUCUCCAAUCCAUGCCCUCAAUGGCAAAGCUCUACCUCUUCAGCGCAACACGAACAACGCACAGACGCAGAGUGCUGUCGGUGAGCCAGCUGGUGAAGAUGCUGGAGGAGAAAGCAGAGUGAGAGCAGGAGGAAUGUGCCCAGGUCCAAGGAAUACCAAAGGCGCUAGUGAAGGUGGGAGAGGGGAAAGAUGUUCUUCAGCAAACCAGGAUUCCCUCUCUUCCCCCUCCACUACCAGCCGGCGACGCACCAAGCGCUCAAACCGCCGGCCCCGACAACGCUUUGUGGGCAAGGACGGACGCUGCAACGUCACCUUCGUCAACAUGAGCGAGAGGGGCCAGCGGUACCUCACCGACCUUUUUACCACGUGUGUGGAUGUACGAUGGCGCUGGAUGCUGGUCAUCUUCACGCUCUCCUUUAUUCUUUCCUGGCUUCUCUUUGGCUUUGCCUUCUGGCUCAUUGCCUCUGCACAUGGUGACCUCUCCAUUCAGAUUACCCCCAGUUCCGGUUCUUCUCCUGGAUCAGGAGAAUCCGGCUCCGGGGGAGAGUCUGAUAGAGAUGCAGUGGUAGAGGAGCCAUGCUUCCUUCAAGUAAACAGCUUCAUGGCAGCCUUCCUGUUUUCCUUGGAGACGCAGACAUCCAUCGGUUACGGAUUCAGAAGUGUGACCGAAGAAUGUCCCCUGGCGGUGUUGGCGGUCGUUUUGCAGUGCAUCGUGGGCUGCAUUAUUGACGCCUUCAUCAUUGGGGCAGUCAUGGCGAAGAUUUCCAAGCCCAAGAAGCGCAACGAGACUCUGGUGUUCUCUGAUACUGCUGUGGUGGCCCUGAGAGACGGAAAACUGUGCAUGAUGUGGAGGGUGGGAAAUCUACGGAAGAGCCACCUGGUUGAGGCGCAUGUCAGAGCACAACUACUGAAGCCAAGGGUGACACCAGAGGGGGAGUAUCUGCCACUCGACAACGCAGACAUCAACGUGGGUUUUGAUACUGGCACCGAUCGCAUCUUUUUGGUCUCUCCUGUGACUAUAGUGCACGAAAUCAAUGAAGAGUCACCUUUUUUCGAGAUAGACAAAAAAACCUUGAAGAAUGACUCUGAAUUGGAGGUGGUGGUCAUACUUGAGGGGAUGGUGGAGGCCACAUCGAUGACAACGCAGUGCCGCAGCUCCUAUCUGGCUUCUGAAAUCCUCUGGGGACACCGUUUUGAACCCGUACUGUUUGAGAGGAAAAACGGCUACCAGGUUGACUAUUCAUUUUUCCACCGGACCUAUGAAAUCCCAAACACUCCGUCAUGCAGUGCAAAAGAGCUGGCCGAGCAGAGGUACAUCGGAAGCUCUUGCUCGUCCUUUUGUUACGAGAAUGAAGUGGCCCUGGAGCUCGCCUCCCCAGAUGAAGAAGCAGAUCGAGAACAUGGCUGUUCCCCCCAACCCACCCGAAGACCAUCCUUGGAAAAACAUCUUCACUGUAACUAAGCAUAGAGGGUAGCAGUCUGCUAAACAGAGAAAAAGCUGAGCUUCAGGGGAUAACACGAAAAAGACAGAGUCAAGCAAGUUUAUUUGGGCAGACCAAGCGAGAAGUGAAAAUCAACUAUUUAAGCAUUGCCAGAUUUGUUAGAUUUAUAUUGGAACCCAGUGUUAAACAUGAGAGAGAGGAAAAAGUUAGAGAAGGGUUUGGGGAGUUUGGUCACAGCUCUGACCUAGUUGCCUGAUUGGGCCUGGCAGUCUUUCAGAAUCAUUGAAAACUUGUUUAAGUCUCACAACUGGCCCAUCACUUCCACAGCACAGUCAUCUGACUCUAAUCCCUGAUCAGAAGGAUGUGCAGCAGCUCCACCCGCUGGCUACAACUCGUCACUGGCUCUCAGUGAUUCUGAACUGGAAAAAAUUGCUUCUCUUUCAGCUGCUGUUGUGACAUAAGUUUGUUGUUACUCAGGAAUGCAUUUUCAAAACUAUGCUGACUUAUCACUUCAGUGUUUCAUUUCCAAUGGUAAGUAUAGUUAGUGUCCUUUCUGUAACGCUGGAGAACGGGUACUUUGGUAUUUGAACAGAAAUCCUCAUUGCAGAACAAAAGUGACAAGGAGAAACUGUUGGAAUCCAGCAGCAGUUUUCAACAGAUUCUCCUUGCUGAGUGUAGUGCAUGCUUUCUACUUUUUUGUUUUGUUUUUUGUGGGAUAUUUUGACUUGCUAUAAUGUCACUGACUUAUUUAAUAUAUUUUGAGUUGAAAUUACUUAUUUGUUUUCAGGAGAGUCUAUGGUAAGGUGUUAAAGCACAGUCGAAUAGAUGAUAUUGACUUUGUCCAGAUGAUCUGUUAAUCUUGCAUUUUCUUGCUCUAAUAUCUUCUGAAUCCUGAUAUAUGAUAUGUCAACAAGAACAUUUUUUUUUGUGAUUCUGUCAUUUUUGGAAAAUGUGCUAACUGAGCAAAGGUGUCAUAAAUUGUGAAGCGUUUCAGUCGCUGCUGCUGGUUCUGAAUUUGACACAGGACUUCAAACUUCAGAAAGUUGUGACUCAGUUGACUGGAGUGGGACAGAUUUAUGAUGAUGGCAAGAUUUUGGUGUCUUGCUGUUUCUGUGUCUGUAAAAACUGUCUUUUAUUUGCACAAGUGGACUGAAACAUCAUAUUUAUAAGAUAUUAAUCUAUUUUAAACUCAAUAAAUUGUGUAAAAGCUUUCUAAUUUAAAUAUAUUACAGAUGGGUUCUCUGUGAAAAUGUGGUGCCUUCAGAAAUGUAGCUACAGUCCCUUCAUCUGUAGCUGUUUAUUUCUUGCAUUGUGCUUAAAAGAAUAUUUUUGUUAUACCCAUUUUUUUCUAAAGGAUCAACUUUUGGUUUGUGAAAUUAUAUUCCCUGUUUCCAUGGUACUUGAAGGUUUGAAUUUCCAGUUUUCAAAACAAAAGAAAUGCUCUGGAAUGCCCUAUGAAGUAUGAACUUCUAUUUGGAAAGUGAGAGGUUUGGCUGCUCUGCAUGUCAGAUGUAGUGACACAUGCGGAAAUAAUCAGUUUAUUUGCUUUUCUGAUAAAUCAGUCCUUCACAUAGAACAGUAUGAGAUCUAUUUUGGGAUUAUGAUGAGUGCUGCAUGGUGGAACAGUUGUUUGUGAUAUUGCCCUGCAGUAAGAAGCUUCAUAUUUGCAUGUUUUUCUUGAGCAUACUUGGGCUUUUUCCAGGUACUCCUGCUUCCUCCAUUUUCCAAAAAUAUUCAUGUUAUGUGUAAAUAGCUACCUUAACUUGCCUUAGUAGUGAGCAGGUGUGUACAUGAUAGUUUCUGUCUCUGUUUUGCUGCUGGGAUAGACUGGUGACCAGUCCAGAUCGUACUACACCUCCCCUUAGGAUCGCCCACAGAAAAUGGUGUAGAAACUGAAUGGAUGGAUGUUCAUUCAGUGUAUAAAUGCAUACAUUUUACAGAAUAUUUUAUGAAGUUUUGUGAAAUGUUAUUGGCACGUAGUAUUUAACCAGGGUUGUUAGUAAACUCCACUGGUUUUCUGCCUUACAACAGGAACAAUGCUACAUUUAAAAUUGAAACCUUUGUUUGGGAAUUAUGUAACACCUGAGUUAAUCUUGUUUUAUAGGAAGCUGGCAAACAGG